Molecule: messenger RNA, 2214 nt
Organism: Paramecium tetraurelia
Lineage: Eukaryota; Ciliophora; Oligohymenophorea; Peniculida; Parameciidae
Exons: 2
Source: RefSeq, a predicted model, not a curated record
AUGCCCGCUUUGUAACUCAUUUCUGUUAUCCUAAACUAUUUGGUUGGAGAUACAAGACAAAGUUGUGGAAUUGAAAAAAAAGAAGAGAUCUAUAAAACCAUUUUAAUCAUUAAAAACCACCUCAAAAGUGAUCCAACUUUGAAAAUGAAUUUAUACAAUGCUGAUUAUGUUGUUAAGAAUAAUGAUUUAACCAUUAAAGAUUUAGAUAUUCAUUAUAAAUGCAAAUUUGAGCUGAAUGAAAUUAAGUAAAAGAUCAAAAAUAGAGAUUAAAAAUUGGCAGAAACAACCUAUUCAUAUCUAAGAGACUUAUAAGGUCUUAGAGAAUAAUUGUUUAGACAAGCAAAUAAUCUAAAUUACGAUUUAUCUGAUCAUAGACAUUUUGAUACCUUUGAAAUAACUGAUCCAAAAUACAGAGAGCUGUUGAAUACUAAAGUUACCAAUAUUAAAGCUGACUACGAAUAGAAAAUUAAAUAUCUAACAUAAAUAUUGGAAUCUUAGAAAAAGGAAAUAGGAGCAUUGAAAUCCUAAAUAUAAGAUUAUCAAUACAGAGCAGAACACUAUGAAAAUCCAGAGUUUUUAAUUAGGAAACUGUUUCAUGUAGAGAGAGAUCCUUAUGAAUUGUGGAGACUUGUUUAAGAUAACUAAGGAAAUCCUUUCCUCUUUUAAGUGUUCUCAAAUUAGAAAAAAGGUUAUGGAAUAGAUUACACAGAAAUAGAUUAACUUUUGAUGGCUGUUAAAGUUCAGGAUAGAAUAUUUGAGCGACAGAAACAAACGUUGGAUUAACAACUCGCUUAAUUUAUGGAAAGAAUCUUAGAAGAUGUUUAUGAUUUAAGAUAAUAGGUUUUGGACAAAGAAUCUGAAUUAGAUACUUAAUAAAAACAAUACAUUAGAAAUCUAACUUUAUUGAACAAAACUAUACUGAAAGCUUUUAAUAAAAUUAUAAGUUCAUAUAACUUGUUGUUGAUGAAGACUACUUUUAAAAUAUGGAAAGACAAAGAACUUAAAUUAGCUCCUCUCCUAAAAGAUUUAUCUAAAUUUUAAAUUAAAAAUCUUGAGCAUGAGUUAUUUGAUUAUUUUAUCUAAUAAAUAAAUGAGAUGUAGGAUAAAGUAAUAUUUUUAGAAUUGAAACUUAAUGAUUAAAAAGCAUUAUCUAAAACUUUAGAAACUAAAAAUUAAAUUGUUCAAAAUACAUUAGCAUUAUUAAAAUGUAAUUUCAAUAUUAAAAAUUUUGAUUUGGAUCUCGAACAAAAAUUAUUGAAGUUAGAUAAUUUUCAAAUCAGAUUUUGUAAAGAAUUAUUAGAUUAAUUAAUGUUAUAGAAAUUGACCUAUUAAAAGUAUUUAUAAUAAAUUCAAAAACAGGAUUAAUAUGUAUAAACAGAUUGUAUAGAAAUUGUUGACUAAUCUCUAAAAACUAAAGAGAUAAUGGUUGAUAAUGUAGGUUUUAUAACAUACAUAAAAGAGAAGUAUUAGGAAAAAAAAGAAAAAUAAGCAGUCCAAAGUGGAAUUCACACUUAAAAUAGAUCAUAUUCUAUUUAAGAAAAUUAGAAGCCAAAUAUUGAUUAAUUGCCUUAAUUAAAAUAACAAAAUAGAAGAAUGACUAAAGUAGAUUCAAAUACUAUAAAGCAAUCAAAUCAGCUCCAAGUGAGUGAAUAAUAGGAACAAUAAUAAUAAUAAUCAAAUAAAAUUACAAGAAAAACAUCUUAAAAAGAUAUAGAAAUUUUAGAAAAAAAAUAAUCUAAAUUUAAAACUGAUUAGUAAAAUUACUCUCCCAAAAGCAAUUAUAUUCAGAACCAGAGAAUCAAUCCAAGUAGUUUUUCAUUUGACAAUGAACCCAUAUCAAAUAAGCAGAUGAUUUGCAAUUCUGAUGAUAUAUCAUUUGAACAAAUAGAUAACAAUCUAUUAUUCCCCCAUCAAAGAAAUAUACUUCCUUAAGUCUAGGUUCAUAAAGAAAUUAAGUAGAGUAUCAUGAAACAAGCUAAAUCAAUUUAACAUACUACUUAGGUACUGUGUGAUAGUGAACCUGAAAGGUAAAAGAAAUGUAAUGAGGCAAAAAAUAAACACAAAAAUAUUAAAUAUAAAAACAACAUGAUAAUAUAAUACGAGGACUAUCCAAAAUAUGAAUAAUCGGAAUAAUUAUAAAUUUUUCUCAACCAAUCAAGUUGUUAAUCGAAAAAAAAUAAAACAAAAUUACCGUAAUUUAUCUAUAAAGUGUGA